Molecule: messenger RNA, 1954 nt
Organism: Arabidopsis thaliana (thale cress)
Lineage: Eukaryota; Viridiplantae; Streptophyta; Magnoliopsida; Brassicales; Brassicaceae
Product: DNA primase
Exons: 14
Coding region: 110-1954 (614 amino acids)
Biological process (GO): error-prone translesion synthesis
Molecular function (GO): DNA-directed DNA polymerase activity
Source: RefSeq, marked reviewed
UGAUUCCAAAAAUUUCAAAUCCCAUCGAAGGGGGAAACGAAAAAGUCUCACUUAGAAUUGUCACAAUUCAAUAGUGAACAGUGAGGAGAAGAAGAAGACUGGAGAAAAAAUGUCGAAGAAACUUAGCUCGAACUCCAUGGAUGAUGUUGAUCGAUUGUUUCAGUGUUUCAAGUGUGGGAUUUCUCCGCCUGCUUCUGCUAUGAGAGAAAAGAAACGGAGCAAGAAAAUGUUGAAUUCAGAGUAUGACUCUCCUGUGACCUGUAAGAAGUUGCAGCUAAGUUCUUUGUCUAGAUUAUCUGGAAAAAGAGGAGAAAGAAAUCAGAUUGAUGGAAGUGUCUCUGUAGAUUCUGUUUCUGGUUCCAGGGAUGUGAAAAAGAGCGUUGGGAGGCAGUUUUCACCCAUUGUAUUUUACGGAUCUCCAAAUGGCGUUCCUCCGAAAAAACCGUUGAGUUUAUUAAGGCUCUUGCGUGAGAUUCGUAUUGAUCUUAGUGAAGAAAGGAAAGCAAUCUCCAGGAAAGGAGUUUGGGCUACAUUUCCUCGGCAAGAGGAAGCGAUUAAGUUUGAAAAAAGGCAUGACAAUGUGCGGAUUUUUAGUUAUCAAGAUCAUUUUAGUGGUCAGAGAAGGUUUCUGGUUUCAUCAUAUGAAGAAUUCUGGAAGAGAUACCUAUCUAUGGAUCCAAGGCACCGACACCAUUAUGAAGUGAUUCAAGAGGGAUUGCCAUGCCAUAUGUACUUUGAUUUGGAGUUCAAUCAGAAAGAAAAUGAAGGAAAAAAUGUAGAUGAAAUGGUUGAUAUCUUGAUAUCAGUCAUUCUGGAAGCCUUGCGUGAGAAAUAUGCUAUCGAAGGACAAGAGGACUGGAUAGUAGAGCUUGAUUCCUCAACUAAAGAUAAGUUCUCUCGUCAUGUAAUUGUAAUCAUUCCAAAGGUUGCCUUUAAGGAUAACUCACACGUUGGUGCUUUUGUUGGAGAGCUAUGCUCACGGAUAGUAAAUGCAAAGGAAACAGAUGAAAGGUUGCGCAAGCUGUUUGUUCACAAAGAGGCUAAUGAUUCGGCAUCGCUACUUUUCGUGGAUACUGCUGUUUACUCUAGAAACCGUUGCUUCCGUCUUGCACUAUCAUCAAAAGCUGGAAAGACAUCAGUUCUUUUACCUACAGGACGAUUCAAAUGUAAGGAUAUGGGUGAACGAGAUGUUUUCAUGACAUCCUUAAUCUGCAACGUAGAAUCAGAUUGUGAGAAGCUUCUGGUUUGCAAGAUGGAAUCAGACUGUAUGAAGACACUGUGCUUUGACACAGAGGUGAACAGUAACAAUCUUGUAAGAGACCAGAAUGCUCAGAAAUUUCAACUGAAUGCUAGCACAAGUGACAUGUCAACAUCAUAUUUCGGGGGCAAGUCCCCGUUCCCGCAACUGGACCAAUUCAUAGAAUCCACUGCUUCCACGGGGAAUGUCCCAGGUAAGAUACGCUGCUGGUACUGGUUCUCAGAAGAUGGCCUGAUUGUGUACAGUAUGUUAAGAAACAGAUAUUGCGAACGGAUUGGCAGGGAACAUAAAAGCAAUCAUGUGAUGUACAUCGUUGAUCUCAGAAGGGGAAUCUAUUAUCAGAAAUGCUACGAUCCAGACUGCCGAGAUUAUCGGUCUCCAAUACGUCCAGUUCCAGAUAGUUACCUUCCUGAAGAUAUGGUCUACUAUCAAGGAGCUACACAGAAUCUCUGUGACAAUCUUUACUCUGAAGGAGAAUGUCACGUUGAUAAAGAAUGCGAUCCAGAUAGUGCUGCUAGCAGAGGCUCAUGGUGGCUUGAAGCAGUUAAAGUCGCAGAUGAUCUUGAAAGCAAACCCAAGACACUUGAACCUCUUACCUGGGAAAAUUACGAGGAAGAUGAUGACUGGUGGGUAGCAGCUGCAGAAGAGUCACUAAAACAAAUCGCAUCUCUAAGUCCUUCCCCAAAAUGCCCUUGA